Arachis duranensis is the source of this 1278-nucleotide messenger RNA. RefSeq lists its product as uncharacterized. The transcript has a single exon. The record is from RefSeq and is a predicted model, not a curated record. NCBI's taxonomy places the organism in Eukaryota, Viridiplantae, Streptophyta, Magnoliopsida, Fabales, Fabaceae. Bases 1 to 1278 code for a protein of 425 amino acids.
AUGAGUGCUCAAUUGGCCAAUCUUACCGACAUGAUUUCGAAGAUGUCCAUGUCCCUCUCCAACAACACCAACCAAUCCUCAAGUUCUUCUAACCUUCCAUCCCAACCCCAACCAAACCCAAAGGGCGGUCUCAAUGCCAUCACCCUACAGUCGGGAACCACAUUGGAGGAGAUACCUCCAAGGGUCUUGGAGGACAUUCAUGAGGAAGAAGUAAUUAUUGAAGCUCCACAUAAAAAAGGGGAGGUAGACAAAAGGCAUAAGGAAGAAGAAGUGAACCUCAAGGAACCCAAGAGGAAAGCUCUAGUGGAUGAGUCCAUCCCUAUUCCAUUCCCUUCCAUGGUGAAGAAAGCAAAGAAGACACCGGAAUUUGAUUUGAACAUGCUUCAAGUAUUCGAGAAGGUUGAGGUAACCAUACCACUUCUUGAUGCUAUUCAACAAAUUCCAAAGUAUGCAAAAUUCUUGAAAGACUUAUGCCCACACAAGGAUAGGAUAGGAGAAUUGGAGACAUUAUCCUUGGGUAGUUCAAUUUCUUCCUUGAUGGAACCUAUUCCAAAGAAAUGUGGUGACCCUAGGCCUUGUUUGGUGUCUUGUUGUAUUGGUGGACGCACUUUUCAUGAUUGUAUGUGUGAUCUUGGAGCUUGUGUAAGCAUCAUGCCACUUUCUACCUUUGUGCGGUUGAAUUUAGCUCCAUUAAAGAAGUCGAUGGCGAGGUUUGCCUUGGCCGAUAAAAGUGUGAUCACGGUAACAGGAAUAGCCGAAAAUGUACUUGUGGUGAUCAAGGAUUUGAUCUUUCCAGUUGACUUUUACAUCCUUGAAAUGCCUUCAACAAAAAAUAGAAGCUCAUCCUCCGUUCUACUUGGUAGACCCUUCCUUAAGACCGCUAAAUUCAAGUUAGAUGCCUUCACUGGCACAUAUUCCUUUGAGGUUGGAGACAAGACUAUCAAGUUCAAUUUAGAAGAAGCCAUGAAGCAUCCUCCCGAAGAGUAUUCCAUUCUCCGAUGUGAUGUAAUUGAUGAAGUGGUAGCGGAAGUGCAAGAAGACGACCAUAACAAGUUGUGCUACCACAUUAUUGAAGAGACGGAUGACCAAGAGGUUGAACAUGAGAAAGUUGUUGAGAAUGAACUCCGUGAGCUUGACAAAAAGGAACCUCAGUUUGAGGCAAAGAGCGAAUUGAAGCCUCUCCCAUCUCAUUUGAAGUAUGCUUUCUUAGAGGACAACCAAAAGUUUUCGGUCAUUAUCGCUGUGAGCUUUCUAGUGAAGAAGAAGAAAAGCUCCUAG